Messenger RNA from Syngnathoides biaculeatus (alligator pipefish), 1993 nucleotides. RefSeq names its product methyltransferase 15, mitochondrial 12S rRNA N4-cytidine (gene mettl15). Lineage: Eukaryota; Metazoa; Chordata; Actinopteri; Syngnathiformes; Syngnathidae. The coding region runs from base 134 to 1312 and encodes 392 amino acids. Gene Ontology annotation, biological process: rRNA base methylation. Gene Ontology annotation, molecular function: rRNA (cytosine-N4-)-methyltransferase activity. The record is from RefSeq and is a predicted model, not a curated record. The transcript is spliced from 6 exons.
AAGCGCCAAUAUUUUCAAAAGCUGGCACUUUUCCUUGGUGGAUGCAGAUUGGGUGUGAGCCAUAGGUCAAUGGGCGGACCUAAUGACGUAGAGGAACGUACUGCAGUGCUGGCUUCCGGUCAAAUUAAGGAUAAUGGUUCUACAUAUUUCUACUCCCUCCUGCCGACUGUUUCAGAAAAGUUUGGCUGUGCGGCCAGUGCAGAAAUUAUGGAAUUUAAAUUUGCAUUUAAAGACACCUGGCCUUUGUGUCUUGUCUGGUCCUGGUUCUUUGUGUAAACCGGAAGAUCUGGAUUGUGUUUCAACUGAAAAGCCUCCUCACGUGCCUGUCAUGCUCAAAGAGGUGCUUCAAUACUUGGACAUUCACCCUGGCCAAAUGGUCCUCGACAUGACAUUUGGUGGUGGCGGUCAUACCAAAGCAAUUCUCAAAGCAGUUUCUGAUGCUACAGUCGUGGCCUUAGACCGGGAUCCCACAGCAAUUUCCCUGGCCCAGGAGUUAGCAAAGGAAAACCCUGGCCGUGUAAAACCAUUACUUGGACUGUUCAGCGAGCUUGAAGCCCUCCUCUCUAGCAUCAACGUUAAAGCCGGCAGUAUUGAUGCUGUCCUAUUGGAUGCUGGGUGUUCUUCCAUGCAGAUGGAUCAUGCAGAAAGAGGGUUCUCGCUCAGCAAGGAUGGGCCCUUGGACAUGAGAAUGGAUGGCGAGAGGUUAUCCGACAUGCCCUGUGCUGCUGACGCGGUGAAUACCUUAGAUCAACUGGCUCUUGCAUCCAUCCUUCGUGAAUAUGGUGAGGAGCGACACGCCAGGAAAAUAGCUUCAGCCAUUGUGGAGGCACGCCGUGUCAAUCCCAUCACACGGACACAGCAGCUUGCAAGUGUGGUAGCAGGAUCUUUUCCUGCAGCUGCUAUCUAUGCUCGAAAGGACAGACUCCACCGACCCGCGCAUGUGGCAACGAAAACCUUUCAGGCUCUCCGUAUCUUUGUGAAUGAUGAGUUGAACGAACUUCACGCUGGUCUGCGCGCUGCCCGGACAGCAUUGAAAUCUGGAGGACGUCUUUGCAUCAUCACGUUUCACUCACUAGAAGACCGACUGGUUAAGCGCUUCCUUCAAGAUGGUGAUUUGUCAAAUUUAGAGCAAUAUUACUUUGGCUUGGGGAGGCAAGCCGGAAAAAAGGAAAAGUCGGUUGACCCAAAAAAGGAUGCCACAAGUAUUUAUUGGCAUCAUUUGCAAAAAAAAGUGAUUACCCCAGAAAAGGUUGAUAUUAAAGAGAAUCCUCGAGCACGCUCUGCAAAACUUAGGGUAGCGCUCAGGUGUUAAUCUUUAUUUAACCUUUCCUCUUUUUUCAACCAGUUAAAUCUUCAAGUUUUACUGCCUAGAAUACAUCAGUUGUAAUUUUAUUUUGAUAUUGAUUUAUUUCUACAAUGAUCUGAUCAUCAAAGGAAAGACUGAAUGUUCAGUGCCCUGAAAAAGUCUUGCCUCCUUUUCAAUUUCUUAUAUUUGUGCAUGGUUUUCCCACUUUCUUUAAGAUCAUCAAUCAAAUGUAAAUAUCAGACAAAAUAUAAACCAAGUGACCUUAAAAUGUUGAUUUUAAAUAGUGAUUCAAUUGAUUAAGAAAAAUAUAUAUUAUUAGGACACAAUGUUACAGGGCCUUGUGUGAUAAGGAAUUGUUCCUAAUCCUAAUAACAAAUGAAAUAUAGUGAUUUCUCUUACCAGCACUGUCUUGCACAGCUCGGUGGGUAGAGUUUGGCCACUCUUCCUUGCAGAAUUGUUUGAAUUCAGCAAAAUUCCAUUCCUGUUCAAUACACAUUAACGAGAGCCUUGAUGUUCCUUUAACGAUCGCAGAAUGACAAUACCUAAAAAUAUGCAAUCAGGUCGAACACCUGGCCCGGACGAAAUCCCCAUUGAAUUAAUUUAACUUUUCUUGUCAAUACAAACGGCUCAACUUUUCAGAACAGUCAAGGAGAAAAACAAUAAAGGACAAAUUAGUCACAAUAUGAA